Molecule: messenger RNA, 1579 nt
Organism: Symbiodinium pilosum
Lineage: Eukaryota; Dinophyceae; Suessiales; Symbiodiniaceae
Source: the annotation of a GenBank genome assembly
AUGUGUGGCACUACGAACGCAAGUGCCUAUGCAGAUGGUGGUCAGAAGGAGUGCGCGGGGAAGUUCUUGCCGGGGACGCACGACACGGACUUUGAGAAGUGCAUGCAGGCAAUAGACUGCAUGAUGAACAAGGAGAUGCGUGUCGUGGGCUUUGACAGCCACCAGAGUCACAUCGUCACGUUCAUGCAGCAAAUGAUACCUCAUCAUGCUAAUGCAGUCAACAUGGCCAAGAUCUUGCUUAAGCACGCGGAGACUGAAGUGGCAGCGGUAGAGGACUUGGAGGACAUCAUGUGGGGCAUGAUAAAUGUCCAAACCUUCCAGAUCCACGAGAUGCGCAAUUACCUGGCAAGUCAUACUGCCUAUGGUGACACCAUCCAUGACGGGGUUCCCUUGCUUGCCACUUCAGUAGGUGAGCACUGUGAAUCGACCCUCGAUGUGGAUGUUGUGAUCCCGACGCAGUCGCAGAACCUCAGCCCAACGACCGCAGUGUCAGGCUGCACGCCCUCGGAUACCAUGCUUUGCUUGAAGGUGAACCUCUUGGCCAGUGAGACCGGGUACUACGAGUUCGCGGGGCACACGGGCCCGUCUCCUGACAUUGAGGUGCGCAUCGGUCAAACCUACACCUUCGACCAGACGGAUCCCAGCAACUGGUACCAUGCCAUAGGGUUUGCCUAUUACCCGGACGGAGCCCAUGGUGAGACCUGGGGAGGCGAGGAGCGUGCUGAGGUUGAGGGAAAGGGCGAGCUGCUGUACAAGAUCGAUGGUGCCGCGACGACGUGUCCAGAUGCCGGUGACACGGGCUUGGACUGCUAUGAGCCGGAGUUCUUCUAUCCUCGCGCAGACUGGAUCGGCAAGAUUAUCAUCAAGAAUGCUGAUGGCUCCGACGUGACGCAGGCGAACGGGACGGCGUUGAGUCAGCCGCAGGAGUUGAGUCUCUACUCGGUCCCCAGCCUUGAUACCUUCGAUACCAUGUGUGGCACUACGAACGCAAGUGCCUAUGCAGAUGGCGGUCAGAAGGAGUGCGCGGGGAAGUUCUUGCCGGGGACGCACGACACGGACUUUGAGAAGUGCAUGCAAGCAAUCGACUGCAUGAUGAACAAGGAGAUGCGUGUCGUGGGCUUUGACAGCCACCAGAGUCACAUCGUCACGUUCAUGCAGCAAAUGAUACCUCAUCACGCUAAUGCAGUCAACAUGGCCAAGAUCUUGCUUAAGCACGCGGAGACUGAAGUGGCAGCGGUAGAGGACUUGGAGGACAUCAUGUGGGGCAUGAUAAAUGUCCAAAACUUCCAGAUCCACGUGAUGCGCAAUUACCUGGCAAGCCAUACUGCCUAUGGUGACACCAUCCAUGACGGGGUUCCCUUGCUUGCCACUUCAGUAGGUGAGCACUGCGAAUCGACCCUCGAUGUGGAUGUUGUGAUCCCGACGCAGUCGCAGAACCUCAGCCCGACGACCUCAGUGUCAGGCUGCACGCCCUCGGAUACCAUGCUUUGCAUGAAGGUGAACCUCUUGGCCGGUGAAACCGGGUACUACGAGUUCGCGGGGCACACCGGCCCGUCUCCUGACAUUGAGGUGCGCAUCG